UGCUGAGCAAAAUGGCGGGCCCCAUGAUGCGAUGCUACCCCACUUGGCUUCUAGCUGGAAAAGUUAGCUUUGGGAAUGUCACCGUACUUAGAGAUUGGAACAGACCAGUAUCCACCAGCGUGCUCUGCUGGAAUUCAAAGGGGAUUGCAACGAAAGAGAACCGAGAUGUUUCCUGGGCAGCAGUUGUGGGCUUGGAAAUCCAUGCACAGAUCUCAUCCAACUCAAAGCUUUUUUCUGGUUCCCAAGUCCAGUUUGCAGCUCCACCUAAUUCUCUAGUAUCAUUCUUGGAUGCUUCUCUACCUGGCACUCUACCGGUUCUCAACAGACGAUGUGUAGAAGCAGCAGUGUCAACAGGACUUGCACUGAACUGCACCAUAAACAAGAAGUCCUUGUUUGACAGAAAACACUAUUUCUAUGCAGAUCUGCCUGCUGGAUAUCAGAUCACUCAGCACAGGAUUCCCAUUGCAGUGAAUGGCUGCUUGUCAUACUUCAUGAAAGCAGGUAAAGAUCAGAAUGAAAUAGUAACCAAGACUGUGAGGAUCAAGCAAAUACAGUUGGAGCAAGACAGUGGAAAGAGCCUUCAUGAUGAUUUUAGAAACCAAACACUCAUUGAUCUCAACAGAGCAGGAAUCGGCCUCAUGGAGGUUGUCAUGGAGCCAGAUAUGUGUUGUGGGGAAGAGGCAGCGGCGGCGGUGAGAGAGCUUCAGCUUAUCCUGCAGGCUCUGGGGAGCAGCCAAGCAAACAUGGCAGAAGGCCAGUUGAGAGUAGAUGCCAAUGUAUCUGUACAUCAUCCUGGCCAACUUUAUGGAGUAAGGACCGAAGUGAAGAAUAUCAACAGUGCUCGAUUUCUUGCAAAGGCAAUCGACUAUGAAAUACAAAGGCAGAUUGAAGAGCUGGAGAAUGGAGGAACCAUUCUGAAUGAAACUAGAGCCUUUGAUUUUAAACUUGGAUGCACUGUAGCAAUGAGGGACAAAGAAGGAAAACAGGAUUAUCGGUUCAUGCCAGAGCCGAAUCUUCCUCCAUUGAUUCUUUAUGAUGCUAAAUCCUUGCCCGCUCAUAUAAACGCCCAGCAAGUGGUGAAUAUUGAUUGGAUUCAGGAGAGGCUUCCAGAGCUCCCUAGUGCUAAGAGAGCAAAGCUUGUGGAACGUUAUGGGAUUCAGCCACAACACAGCUUUACCUUAGAGAAUGAAGAUGGUUUAAUGGAUUUUUUUGAAAGCGUGGUGAAUGCAACAGAAAUGAAUCCCAAAAAAGUGAUUGGCUGGGUUAUAAAUAAUUUUCUCAGUUACCUAAAACUAUAUAACAUUACAGUAAAGGAAAGUCCAGUCACUCCUCUUCUUUUGGCUGAACUACUGAACCUGAUAGCAAGUAGAAAGAUUUCAUCUUCAGCAGCCAAACAGGUAUUGGAAGAGAUGUGGAAGGGGGAAAAGAAGUCUCCAGCUGUGAUUGUUAAAGAGAAGAAACUUGACCUACUCCAGGAUUGGAAUGAACUUGAGAGUAUCUGUUUGACUGUCAUGAGAGACCAUCAGAAAGAGGUGGCAGAGAUAAAGAAGGGAAACCACAAGGUCCUAAAUACCAUAAUCGGACAUGUCCAAAGAACAACAAGAGGACGAUCAGAUCCUGUAACUGUGAAACAAAUUCUAGAGAAGCUGCUAUCAUAGGAGCUUGGAAUGAAAAUUCUAAGUCUGAUAUACCAUUCUUAAUGUUCUCAAUAGCAUCAAGCUAUUGUACAAGACCACUACAUCAUUGUUUAGUCAUGUUCCAGAGUUUGUUUGUUUGUUUCGGCUAUUAUUCUCCUAUGUUCCUAUCAACUCAAAACAUAAACUCUACAAGGAAGGAAAUAAAACUGCAGUGUGCAUGAGUUUUCUGAUUAAAAUCUCCUGCUUUUGUAAUAUUGUGGUAUGCAGGAAAAAUGGUAAAUUUUUGAUAACUAGAUAA
Molecule: messenger RNA, 1935 nt
Organism: Candoia aspera
Lineage: Eukaryota; Metazoa; Chordata; Lepidosauria; Squamata; Candoiidae
Gene: GATB
Product: glutamyl-tRNA amidotransferase subunit B
Exons: 13
Coding region: 12-1658 (548 amino acids)
Biological process (GO): mitochondrial translation; glutaminyl-tRNAGln biosynthesis via transamidation
Cellular component (GO): glutamyl-tRNA(Gln) amidotransferase complex; mitochondrion
Molecular function (GO): glutaminyl-tRNA synthase (glutamine-hydrolyzing) activity
Source: RefSeq, a predicted model, not a curated record